GCAGAGCAACCAGAGUCCAGAGUUUAGUCAUAGGCUCAUAGCAGGGCAGGUGGUAAUGGCCAACGAAAGGUCCCUCAGUUUUAGAAAGAAGCAAAUCUCCAUACGCUCCAUCCCUCAAUUGGAGGACGUGACAGCCGUGAAGACAAGUUUCAACCGCCAUCUUCACCAGACGGUUGUCAAGGACCGCCAUGUAGCGACCAAGAGAGACUUUUACAUUACACUGGCACACACAGUCAGAGAUCAAAUGGUUACUAGAUGGAUGCGCACACAGCAGAAGUACUACGACGUUGAUCCUAAACGUGUGUACUAUAUUUCAAUGGAGUUUCUGAUUGGACGAUCGUUAAUGAAUGCAAUGGUUAAUCUGGGUAUCGACACCAACUGUGAAGAAGCAUUGUAUCAGUUGGGUCUUGAACUUGAAGAGUUGCAAGAGAUCGAAGAAGAUGCUGGGCUAGGUAAUGGAGGGUUGGGCCGAUUGGCUGCUUGUUUCAUGGACUCCAUGGCAACGCUGGAACUACCUGCCUAUGGAUACGGCAUGAGAUAUGAGUACGGAAUAUUUACUCAGAAAAUUAUUGAUGGCUGCCAAGUGGAAAUACCGGACGAGUGGUUAAGGUUUGGAAACCCGUGGGAGAUACCGCGACCUGAAUACUGCAUACCCAUCCAUUAUUAUGGACGCACUGAGAUUGAUGGCUGGGUGGGCACUCAGGUUGUAAUGGCCAUGGCAUACGAUUAUCCAGUUCCAGGCUUUAAGAAUGGGACGGUCAAUACAAUGAGGCUAUGGUCGGCUAAAUCACCAAAUAGUUUUGAUCUCUCGUACUUCAAUCAUGGUGACUACAUUAAAGCUGUUCUUGAUAGAAAUUUGGCUGAAAACAUUUCUCGUGUUUUAUACCCGAAUGAUAACAUGAUGGAAGGCAAAGAACUGCGUCUUAAGCAAGAAUACUUCCUUUGCUCUGCCAGUCUUCAAGACAUUGUUAGACGUUAUAAAGUUUUCAAAGAGAGGAGUGGAGGGAAGAAAAGGGACUCUUUUAAAGAGUUUCCUGAUAAAGUUGCCAUACAGCUAAAUGAUACUCACCCUGCUCUUAGCAUCCCUGAGUUAAUGAGGAUCUUUCUAGACAAUGAGAAGCUGGAUUGGGAAGAUGCCUGGGAUAUUUGUGUCCGUACCUUUGCCUACACUAAUCAUACUCUCCUACCAGAGGCACUGGAGCGCUGGCCCGUCGCUAUGCUUGAGCGAAUUCUUCCGCGACAUUUGCAAAUUAUUUAUGAAAUUAACUCAAGACAUUUGAAGGCUGUAGGCCUCCGCUGGCCGAGUGAUGUGGACAGGUUGAGAGGUUUGUCCAUUGUUGAGGAGGAACCAGAGAAGAGGAUCAACAUGGCCCACCUUGCUAUCAUUGGAUCACACAGCGUCAAUGGAGUAGCUGCCAUACACUCAGAACUACUGAAGACAUCAAUUUUUAAGUUAUUUUAUGAGAUGACUCCUGAUAAGUUUCAGAAUAAGACCAAUGGUAUUACCCCAAGACGGUGGCUGAGGCACUGCAAUCCAGCACUGGCUGAUGUUAUUUCUGAACGAAUUGGAGAGGAUUGGGUUGUAAAACUUGAUGAAUUAAAGAAGCUCCUCAAACUUUCUGAAGACGAGAAAUUCAUUGCUGCUGUAUACAAAGUCAAACAGGAAAAUAAAGACAAGUUUGCUGAGCAUUUGGAAGAGAAAUAUGGCGUUAAAAUCAACCCCAAGAGCAUGUUUGACUGUCAAGUUAAGCGCAUUCACGAGUACAAGAGACAACUCCUGAACUGCCUUCAUAUCAUCACCCUUUACAACAGAAUGAAGAGUAAUCCUGGCAAGUCUUAUGUUCCACGCACAGUACUGAUAGGAGGAAAGGCUGCUCCUGGAUAUCAUGCUGCCAAAUUGAUAAUUCAAUUAAUAAACUGUGUCGCAAAAGUUGUUAAUAAUGAUCCUGACAUCAACGACAAUCUAAAGGUCAUCUUUCUCGAGAACUAUCGUGUCUCUUAUGCCGAGAAAGUCAUACCAGCCUCCGAUCUAUCAGAGCAGAUCUCAACUGCUGGUACUGAAGCAUCAGGAACUGGAAAUAUGAAGUUUAUGGCUAAUGGUGCCCUUACCAUUGGCACAUUAGAUGGAGCUAAUGUGGAGAUGAGGGAGGAAAUGGGCCCGGAGAACAUAUUCAUUUUUGGCAUGAACGUGAAGGAAGUUCAGGAACUAAAGUCAUCUGGCACAUACAAUCCAAGGCAAUAUUACGAAGCUAACGAGGAAUUGAAAUUGGCCAUUGACCAGAUUAGGAAUGGUUAUUAUUCUCCAAAUCAGCCGUCUUUGUUUCAUAGCAUCGUUGAUCAUCUCCUCUCCCAUGAUACGUAUUGCCUCAUGAAAGAUUAUGAAUCGUACAUUGAGUGUCAGGAAAAAGUGUCCCAAGCAUUUUUGAAUCGCCGCCAAUGGUUGUCAAUGUGCAUUAAAAACAUUGCCGCCGUUGGUAAGUUUUCAAGUGACAGGACGAUAAUGGAAUAUUGUGAUGACAUAUGGAAGUCAACCCGUGUACCUGUUCCAAAGGACACCUAAUCUUAGCCUCAACUUUCUCCUCCUAGUUCUUGUUUUAGUGUAGUAGUAUCAUUUAGAGGAUAAUUUAGGUAGCCACUGACAAUUCAUUAGCCAGUUGUACAUGUAUAGUUGUUUCUUGUUUGUCUAUUUUUGUUUUUUAUUCUCAUCUUGCCAAACACUA
Molecule: messenger RNA, 2720 nt
Organism: Amphimedon queenslandica
Lineage: Eukaryota; Metazoa; Porifera; Demospongiae; Haplosclerida; Niphatidae
Product: glycogen phosphorylase, brain form-like
Exons: 20
Coding region: 56-2560 (834 amino acids)
Biological process (GO): glycogen catabolic process
Cellular component (GO): cytoplasm
Molecular function (GO): pyridoxal phosphate binding; glycogen phosphorylase activity
Source: RefSeq, a predicted model, not a curated record